Messenger RNA from Mya arenaria, 453 nucleotides. RefSeq lists its product as uncharacterized. The coding region runs from base 10 to 453 and encodes 147 amino acids. The record is from RefSeq and is a predicted model, not a curated record. The transcript has 5 exons. NCBI's taxonomy places the organism in Eukaryota, Metazoa, Mollusca, Bivalvia, Myida, Myidae.
UUAAAUAAUAUGAUGAAGUUUUAUAUAAAAAUUUUGAAUUCCGUGUGGAUAGUGCUGAUACUUAACUUUACAAAAAAUGUAAAAGCCGGUCAGUGCUCGUUUGAAGUGGAGAGAUGUGGUUGGGGAUAUAUUCAAACAGUUAAUAGCUUCGACUGGAGUGUUGGAGACUGUAACCGUUUGACACACAAGAUCACAGACAACAAAGUAAGUUGUGCGCAUAUCGGACUUGGACUGGAGGUGGUAGAACGCAGAGCACUGUUGAGGCUACCUCUGAACCUUACUUCUGCUGUUAUCUCAUUUCAAUUUUUUAUUAACACUGGUGCUGGAGGUAUUAAGAUGUACCUGAAUACAGCAAGUUAUGAAGAGCAGUACUGGAGUUCUUAUGGAAGUGAAUAUAAUAAGUGGAUACAUCUGUCUCUUUGCUUCUUCGGAAUACGUCAACCAGCUUGGUGA